Durotheca rogersii is the source of this 4369-nucleotide messenger RNA. RefSeq lists its product as uncharacterized. The transcript has a single exon. The record is from RefSeq and is a predicted model, not a curated record. Gene Ontology annotation, biological process: lipid metabolic process. Bases 652 to 4107 code for a protein of 1151 amino acids. Lineage: Eukaryota; Fungi; Ascomycota; Sordariomycetes; Xylariales; Xylariaceae.
CCCACCCUCUACCCACCCUUUUGCUUCUUCUGUCUUUUUCUCUGUCUCUCGUUAUUUUUAUUUUUUAUUUUGUUAUGCCGCUCCCUUUUACUGUACCUGUCGAAGGCAUCCGCCCCCACAGUUCGCUGCCCCCUCAUUCGCCGUCCUCCGUGCCUUCUCCUUGCUGCCGUCAUUCCACCUGUAUUAGCUAAGCCGACACGCCAGCCAAUCGUGUAAUUCCGAUUUCCUCCAGGUACCCGAGUCCCUGCACUACUACUGAAUCUUCGGGUCAUUGAGAGACGAGCUGUUAUAUACCCAACUACCCAAAACCGCCUACCGACAUCACAACGUCCCCUCUCUUUCGUAUCGGCAUUUCUUUUUCUUUGCCGCUGCCGGACUUGGCGACGGGUCUAGAUUUGCUAAACAAGGUCCAAUCUUUUUUCCUUUUUCCUUUCUCUCUCUGGUCUGCGGCGGCGGCAGGGCGAGUGGGGGAGAGCAGCCACGGGAACCGUGACGACGCGACUUCACACCGACAUACCGGCGACCCAACCGUUCGGUCUCGGUGCUGAUAGGCCUACGGCUCAGGUCCAGGUUUAUGCCCGCUCCCGCGAUAGAUGCGCAUCCUCGAUUUUUCCACCGCUUCCCUCGAGCACCGCCGACACCCUGGCCAGCAUGGAUGCGGGUCGUGGCCCAGAUAGUGACACGGCGACGGAGGAUUCGGGAUGCCUGCCGCAACACCUGCUACCGCCCGCUCCCGGCCGCACCCUCCUGCCCAAUCCUAUAGCCAGCGCUGUCAGCCUCGCCACGCGGUCUACUUCCUUCGCCCUCCGUCUCGGCACCUUCAUCGGUGGCUAUGGCUUAGGAGCUGCCAAGUUCACCACCCUCUCCAGCCUCGAGCUCGGCCGCGGCAUCCUCGAGGGCAUCCUGAGCAGGGCCGGGAGAGAUGUCUUGUCUAGGGCUCAGUCGGAGCUGGGCAGAGCAGAUGCCGAGUCCAUAUUGGAGAAGAGCCUCGAAAGCCUUCACCAGACCAUGUCUCAGAUCGUAUUCUGGACCGCCACCGGGUUUCAUAUUACCGGCACCACCGUAUCUACCGUAUCCCAGAUCUCCCAGCUGUUCCUGUCCGUUCUCGACCAAUUCUUCGGGUCGACCGACUCGUCCAGGGCCAUUGCUAGUAUCAUCACUCUGAUUCGUCGAGAGUUUCAGAACCCUGCUACCGGUGUACAGGGCGAGAAGGUCGGGGUCAUAGACCUGCUCCUCGGCUUGUGCGGCCUCGCGUACCUGCAGAACUGGUGCCGAAAGAUGAUACAGGACGAGUCCCGCCUUCUCUGCCAGGAGGAAGUUAUAUGGGACAUUGUCGUUCUUGACGGCGAGAGAGUUGACGUGGACGACGACGGUUCUCACGCCAUGCACGUAGGCGGUCUAGACGGCCAUAGCCAUCUGGGCCAGGCAUUGGACCAACACGGACCCGGAUGGAGUAGUAGCGACGAGGACGAACUGCCAGAAAUGCAACUCAAACGUCAGAUCUUGAGAUCGCUCCCGAAGGACGCAAAGGUAUCCAUUUCCGUUUCUACUACGACAACCAAGACAGUUACCGUCGACACCAUAGGCACUCCCAGGGUGCCAAUCCUUUCCCUGCCGGGAGUGGACGUGGUCAAGAGUGAAAUCAGCGACCUCGACCAUCCUGCAGUAGACAGUCAAGAAGGUGGCCCAAGUUACCGGGUGGUAUACAAGAUCAGUCGAAAUCAAGUGAGGAGUGUGGCAGUAGAUAGCGACACCGAGGAUGAUGCGCUAUCUCGCGUUGAAGUGAUCGAGGAUGAUGAGCCCGAGGCAUCAACUCGCCUCGCCGUCCAACAGUUCGAUAGCCCUCCCCCGGUUCCACCUAAGACCGCGCGGCUAGCCUCGGCCUCAACCGCGAAAGGAAAGGGGAACGUCGCAUAUGAUGACCCCGUCCACCAGACGAUGUCCACAUCCCACGAUAAACCUCACAGAUCUAGCUCAGUCUCCCCCAAAACCCGGAAGGCCAAGGGGGCCUCUACCAAGGAGAAUUCGGAGCAUGCUGCAAAUCAAAAGCGCACCAGAAAACCAUUAGAGAGUACACGGCAAGACCCUCGCGAUCACCUUUCCGUGCCUGGUUCGCCGACUAGUACCAGAGCACAGGCCCGGAAGCCCGAAUCCCCUACGGCCAAAGGAAGGGAAAAGAAAGGCGGCAUUCGAAGUGCUCUUAAAAAAGGACCCGUCCCUGCAUUUGCCGGUCUAUUAAGCCGGGAUCCGAGCUCCGAAAACUUCCAAAGCAGCAAAUCCAAGACACUAGUUAAACCCCCUUGGGGAGGCAGCCAUAAGCCCGUGCAGAGCAAGGUACUGGCCAGCCAGCGGAAAGGGGGUGUUCCGGAGCGAACCUCAAGUAUCAUGCUGCACCACGAAUCUUCUCGAGUGCCACACCAGUACAACUCCCACCACUCCUCGUCAAGACAUUUAAGCGAUGGUAGAGACGCCGUCGACCGACACCCGUCCCCGUCACGAGCGGUCUAUUCACCAGCGCAAGGCCGGCGACGCAGCUCCAUCGUAUCGCUGACCGACACUUUUUCUGUGCACUCGUUCGAAAGCCGGCCAGCAUCACCGACCUUCCAGAGGGGCGACAUUCGGACCCAGAGCGGAGGCGUCGUGCAGCCGGAAGCCAACGACCCUCCCUCUCCAGCUCGGGGCCACCAUGGCAGAGCACGGUCGGAAAAUCGGAGUCUAUACACUCCAAGUAUAUACACACUAAGGACGAGGGACUCGCAGGUUUCUUUAGCCCUCUCUACCUUCCACCAGAAAAGUGCCUACAGCGACUCGGGAGCAGUCGACACUCUGCGACGUACAGGCAUGGUGGACGGGAUGUUUCCCGAGUUUCAUAUACUGAGGAAUAUCACUCGAUAUAGCCGGUAUGCGUCGGCCGUCUACGGGUCGCAUUUCCUCAAGUUUAUGGGCAUCACCAACGACCUACCCGCCCUUAAGGGAUUGGACGAAACCCACCGGGACAUUCGGUCAUUUGCGUAUCACACCGACCUCCCGCCCGAUAGUAUCAUCCUCUCUUCGUUCGUCGACCCGCAGGGUGGCUCUGAUUCCACCGGGUCCACCGACACGGGGAUUCCCCUCGUCCAUACCAUCGCACUCGACGAGGAGUCUAAAGCAGUUGUAUUGUCCUGCCGUGGUACCUUAGGCUUUGAGGACGUUCUAGCUGAUAUGAUGUGCGAGUAUGACGAUUUGGUCUGGAGGGGGAAACCGUACAAGGUGCAUAAAGGCAUACAUGCAUCGGCGCGGCGACUUCUGUACGGGGGGGAUGGAAGAGUAUUGGCAACGCUUAAGGAGGCUCUCGAGGAAUUCCCAGACUACGGUUUGGUGCUCUGCGGGCACUCGCUGGGCGGGGGGGUAACCGCACUACUCGGAGCUAUGCUUGCGGAGCCUGCUGCAGUCGGAACGGCCUUCAUCACCUCCGCCGAGCCGCGACAGGCCUUACUUACGGAUGGUCGAUCCCAGGGAAACUUCUCCCACAUAUUACUGCCACCUGGCCGGCCGAUUCACGUGUACGCAUACGGACCACCUGCGACCAUGUCACCAUCCUUGCAGAAAGCAACAAGGGGGCUUAUAACGAGCACAGUGAACGGAAACGACCUCGUCCCUUUUCUCUCGCUCGGCGUCUUGCAUGAUUUUCAAGCUGUCGCGCUAGCGUUCAAGACAGACAACAGCGAAGCGAAGGCGGAAGUGCGUCGCCGAAUCUGGGAGGGCUUCCAGUCGGGGCUGGCUGAUAAGUGGUACAAUAACGGACCGAAGCAUAGAAAUGAAGAGGAGGAUAAGUGGGCGUAUGCCGCACUAAAGACGUUGCGCGCAAGCAUGAUGAGCUCGAAACUACUACCACCCGGCGAGGUGUUCUCAGUCGAGAGCACGCCCGCCCUCAGGCGAGACGCGUUUCUUCAGGCGGGUACGGGCCAAGUCGGGCGUCCGGCAACCAGAAUCGUCUUCAAGUACGUCCGAGAUGUCGAAGCCCGGUUUCGGGAGGUCCGAUUCGGCUCCAGCAUGCUACAAGACCACAGCCCCGGACGAUACGAAGACGCUCUGCGGCGACUCACGAAUGGGGUCAUGCAAUUAUGAGCCUAUGCUUCACGGUGAUUGCUACCGACUCGUGCGUCUCGCUUCUGUGGUAUACCAUAGGACGUCCGAGGGCGAGCAUAAGCCAGGGUUGUCGGGAAGGAAGUUAUAUAUCAAACGGAGUUUACUCAAACGCAACAUGUCAACGCAACGUGAAAAUAAUAGCCACCUAGCUAGCAUCUUGCUAGCAGCCAUACACUGUCUAGCAUGCUAGAAAGCGAAUAGAGACGCAAGCACAAUGUUCUUCAAAAAGACAAAAGAGCCC